AUGAAUAACUCCAGUUCUCGAGUUGCCUCCACCCGCCACGAGCCAGUCGGGUCAUCGCAUGAUUACCUGUGCCCCAAAGCUUACUCACCAUCAGACCUUCGAGCGUAUUCCUCGUCAAUCCGCUACGUUUUCAAGCUCGCGCAUCCGGCGAAGCUGUGUUACACAAUGUUGCCAGACAAUGAAGUCCGAUUCAUCGACAUAGGAGUGAAUCUGACAGACCCCCUAUUCCGCGGCAGCUAUCGAGGACGCCAAAAACACAGAGAUGACCUAAUGGAUGUGCUUGAGCGAUCGAGGAAAGCUGGGGUGAAAUCUAUGAUCGUCACUGGUGGGAGCCUGGAAGAAUCGAAGGAGGCUCUCGCACUUGCACGAGAACAUAACCUUUACGCCACAGUGGGAUGCCACCCCACUCGCUCAAACGAGUUCGAUGCAUAUGCGGAUGGACCAUCCGCAUAUCUCGAAGCUUUGGAUGAGCUCAUCAGAGAUAAUCUCACUGGGCCCGGGCGGGUUGUGGCGGUGGGAGAAUGCGGUCUCGACUACGACAGGCUGCACUUUUCUUCAGCCGAUGUUCAACGGAAAUAUUUUCGAUGUCAACUUUCCCUGGCCAAAAAGCAUCAUCUCCCCUUAUUUCUGCAUUCCCGUUCUGCACAUGAGGACUUCAUCCGUAUCUUGGGAGAGGAAGGUUUUGGAAGCGAAGGUGGAGCUACUAUCGGUGCCGCAGGUGGUGUGGUCCAUAGUUUCACUGGCUCUACCCAGGAGUGUAUAGACUACAUGAACAUGGGAUUCUGCGUAGGUAUCAAUGGUUGUGGCCUGAAAACGAUGGAAAAUCUCGAGGCCGUGAGCCGCCUACAACUCGAAAAACUCAUGCUCGAGACAGAUGCACCCUGGUGUUCGAUGACCUCGACACAUGCGUCCAAACUCUAUCUCAGUAACCUGCCUUCCAAUCUCAAAGCUGAUUAUCUGCCCGAAAGCAAACCACCCGAGAAAUUUGUGGAUGGUCUUGCGGUGAAAGGGAGGAAUGAACCUUGUACUAUCGGCAGUGUCGCCUGGGUGGUCAGCCAAGUUAUUCCGCAUGUGUCGCUCGAGCAACUUAGCCAUGCAGCAUGGGAGAACACUGUCCGCGUCUUUGGACUUCGUGAACUCAUGGCAUAG
This is a messenger RNA of Peniophora sp. CBMAI 1063, 1149 nucleotides long. The record is from the annotation of a GenBank genome assembly. NCBI's taxonomy places the organism in Eukaryota, Fungi, Basidiomycota, Agaricomycetes, Russulales, Peniophoraceae.